This is a messenger RNA of Zingiber officinale, 1114 nucleotides long. Its product is annotated as pectinesterase inhibitor 8-like. The coding region runs from base 428 to 982 and encodes 184 amino acids. The transcript has a single exon. Gene Ontology annotation, molecular function: enzyme inhibitor activity. The record is from RefSeq and is a predicted model, not a curated record. Lineage: Eukaryota; Viridiplantae; Streptophyta; Magnoliopsida; Zingiberales; Zingiberaceae.
GUAGUUUGGUAUGACUUGAUUAACCAGUAUUUCUUUUAGAUUGUCAAAAUUUAGUCUGCAGUACUCUAAUCCCAUUUUUUUCUUAUAAAAAAAUGACAAGCUGGCAUAUCAUAAUCCAGUUUUUUAAAAAAUGUAGAAAAUUUACUCAUUUUAAUAGCUAGCAGACGAAAUGUUCAUAAACGUCGUAAACAUACAAACAGACUGCACCCCAAUAUAUAAUGGAUACAAUCAAUUUGAGGGAAUUAAAUAAUUUGUCGAAUUAAAUGGCAUUUAUCAUGCUCAAUAAAUUAGCAGGAAUCCCGUUAUGCGUUACAAACUAGACAUUCAACUCGUCCAUUGCCAGUAAUUUUGAUAGAUAAAUAGAUAGAUAUCUAGCACAUAGGCACAAUCUUAUCUGCUGGAUAGAGAGCUGGGUUGAUAGGAUCUAAUGGAACGACAACGCACGCAAGGCCUCUCCGUCUCCAUGGCUCUCCUGCUGUUCCACGCCCAAAUGACCUUACCCCUCGUCGAAGCUUAUGUGGAACAAACUUGCAGCGAAGCCGCCAAGAGCGAUCCUAGAGUCAACUACAAGUUCUGCGUCGACACCCUCUACCGCCACCGCGGAAGCACCGAAGCCGACACGUGGAGGCUGGCGCAGAUCGCCUCGGACCUGGCCGUCAACACCAGCGAAGUCGGCAAGCUCCUAAUCGACGACAUGGCGAAGAAGGAGGUCAGGGAUCCGGACAUGAGGCGACUCCUCAACGGGUGCUCCAAGUUGUAUGACGACAUGGGCACGGCGGCGGCCAGGGCGGAGGAUAACAUCAGGGCGAGGAACUAUGGCGCCGCGAAGCAGUUGCUGAACCAGGACAUCGCCAUGGCUCGGCAGUGCCAGGCAUCCUUCGGCAGAGCGGGAAAAGGUGCUCCGGCGAUCGUGACUCAGAUCGAUACCGAGGCUGUCAAUUUGGGAAUUCUAGCUUAUGCAAUCACAAAUUUGUUAAAGUAAUGAUAACAUAAAUUGAUUAAGCAAGGUAAGUGCAUGCAUUCAAUUUCUUCUUUUCAUGUGGUUGCAAUAACCAUUCUCCAAAUAAAGAUAGUACAGCCCGAUCAUGAUCGCCCUAACUAUAGGUGCAAGGUG